Molecule: messenger RNA, 1910 nt
Organism: Callorhinchus milii (elephant shark)
Lineage: Eukaryota; Metazoa; Chordata; Chondrichthyes; Chimaeriformes; Callorhinchidae
Gene: gatb
Product: glutamyl-tRNA(Gln) amidotransferase, subunit B
Exons: 13
Coding region: 28-1641 (537 amino acids)
Biological process (GO): glutaminyl-tRNAGln biosynthesis via transamidation; mitochondrial translation
Molecular function (GO): glutaminyl-tRNA synthase (glutamine-hydrolyzing) activity
Source: RefSeq, a predicted model, not a curated record
GACGGACACGUGGUGCGUGCGGCUGUCAUGGCGCAGGUCGCGCUGCUGCUGCGACCGUUGGGCGGCCGUUUAACCGUCUUCCGUCAGAGCGCGCGCUCGGCCUCGCUCGCCGCAGCCGCAGCCGCAGCGCCGGGCAGAGAGGAAAGCAAAUCCUCAUGGGUGGGAGUUGUAGGAUUGGAAGUUCAUGCCCAAAUAUGUUCAAACUCCAAACUUUUCUCUGGGUCAUUGGUGCAGUUUUCAGCACCUCCCAAUUCAUUGGUAUCAUUUUUAGAUGCUUCACUUCCUGGCACAUUACCGGUUCUUAAUAAACGGUGUGUGGAAGGAGCUGUGAUGACCGGCUUAGCUCUGAACUGUACAAUUAAUAAGAGAUCCUUAUUUGACCGAAAGCACUACUUCUAUGCUGACUUGCCCGCAGGAUAUCAGAUAACGCAACAAAGAUGUCCAGUCGCUGUUAAUGGAAUGCUCACGUAUAAUCUAUGCACUGGGAAGAACAGAAAUCAAACAACACUUAAAUCGGUGCGAAUUAAACAGAUACAACUGGAGCAGGAUAGCGGAAAAAGUCUACAUGAUGAUGCAAGAUUUCAAACAUUGAUCGACUUGAAUCGAGCUGGGGUUGGUCUAAUCGAGAUUGUUAUGGAGCCGGAUAUGACUUGCGGGGAAGAGGCUGCAGCAGCAGUUCGAGAACUGCAACUUAUCUUACAGCAGCUUGGAACAUGCCGUGGAAAUAUGGCAGAGGGACAGUUGAGAGUGGAUGCCAACAUUUCUGUACAUCAACCUGGGGAGCCUUAUGGUGUGAGAGCUGAAGUGAAGAAUAUCAACAGUGCUCGAUUCUUGGCAAGAGCAAUCGAUUAUGAAAUUCAGAGGCAAAUUGAAGUGCUGGAGAAUGGAGAAAUAAUAUUAAACGAGACGAGAGCAUUUGAUUAUAAAUCGGGACGGACCAUACCGAUGAGAGAUAAAGAGGGAAAGCAAGACUACAGGUUCAUGCCAGAGCCGAAUUUGCCUCCAUUGAUAAUUUAUGACAACAAAACACUCCCCUCUAAUGUGAAUCAUCAGCAAGUAGUGAAUAUUGACCAGAUCCGUGAACAAAUGCCCGAGUUACCGAGUGUUAAGCGAACAAGACUGGUGGAAAAGUAUAAUAUCCUCACUGAACACAGCAUCACAUUAAUGAGUGAAGAUGGAUUGAUGGAAUUCUUUGAAACUGUUGCGGAAAACACUCUGGCCAAUCCCAGGAAGGUGAUCAGUUGGAUAAUUAAUGAGUUCCUGGGAUUUUUGAAACAGAAUAACCUUACAGUACGACAAAGUCCCUUCAAGCCUUUGGCCUUAUCAGAGCUGCUUGACCUUUUGGAAAAAGGAGUUGUUUCAUCUUCAGCAGCAAAACAGGUGUUCACUGAAAUGUGCAAGAAAGAAGGCAAAUCAGCCUCCCAGAUAGUGAAAGAAAAAGAACUGGGAUUGCUCCAAGACCAAGCAAAACUAGAACAAAUCUGCCAGUCUAUUAUUGAAAAUCACCCUAAGGAGGUUUCUGAAAUUCAUAAAGGAAACUGGAAGGUGUUAAAUAAACUGAUUGGACAGGUUCAGAAGGCAACACAUAGGCGGGCUGCCCCCAACCUGGUGAAAGCCAUUUUGGAAAAGAAACUGUCCUGAAAGGGCAGAUUGCACACAGAUGAAAAGAAAAAGUGAUUCUAUAAAGGGAAACGUUGGAUGAAUGGGAUCUGGAUCAUCAUAUUCCAACUUAGAGCAACACAGAAUUCUUGAAAAUUUGUAUGUUACAGAUGAAAUAUGUACCCUAUAACUAGAGUAUUUUACAUUUGUGCUCGUCCAUUAUUUGCAGUGAACAACUGUAAUAUAUACCCUGUUGUGAACUACCUGAAUCAUGCACAAAUAAAACAAAAAUAUCUUAAAUAUAAUUGACU